GAGAGAGAGAGUGUGUGUGUGUGUAAGAGAGAGAGAGAGAGUGUAAGAGAGAGAGAGAGAGAGAGGGAGCUUGGUGGAGUGAGCGCAGAGAGCCACGGAGACGCAGCGGAGCAUCAGGGCGUCUUCAUCUGACCGGGAUAAAUAAAUGAGAGACAACUUGGCAGAAAACAGCGACAUACUUGGUGGGAAACAAUCGGAGAUAUCGCCCCGGCGCACGGACGCACAAUGAAAGGGUCACCUGGCUGUGCAUCGGGUUUGGAUUCGUCUUGUUGUGUGAAACCGCUGCGACUUUGACACCAGAGUCUCUCCAGUUGGAAUUCCAGGCACCGCGGAUCGAAAACUUGGAGUUGGGACAUCCAGGAACCAGUCAGGGAGUAAGCUACAAUCAUACCCACCCACUGCUCUCAUUGGAAUAGGAAGACGCCAAAGUAAGACCACCACCAUGGACGAGGAGCAGUGCUACUACAACGAGACCAUCGCCUUCUUCUACAACCGCAGUGGCAAGUACCUCGCCACCGACUGGAACGUUGUCAGCAGGCUGGUGAUGGGCCUGGGCAUCACCGUGUGCAUCUUCAUCAUGCUCGCCAACCUCCUGGUGAUGAUCGCCAUCUACGUGAACAGGAGAUUCCACUUCCCCAUCUACUACCUGAUGGCCAACCUGGCAGCUGCUGACUUCUUCGCCGGACUGGCCUACUUCUACUUGAUGUUCAACACGGGGCCCAACACGCGGCGCCUGACCGUCUCCACGUGGCUGCUGCGCCAGGGCCUGAUCGACACCAGCCUGACGGCGUCCGUGGCCAACCUGCUCGCCAUCGCCAUCGAGCGCCACAUCACCGUGUUCCGCAUGCAGCUGCACACGCGCAUGAGCAACCGGCGCGUUGUCGUGGUGAUUGUCAUAAUCUGGACCAUGUCCAUCGUCAUGGGCGCCAUCCCCAGCGUGGGCUGGAACUGUAUCUGCAGCAUUAGGUCCUGUUCCAACAUGGCGCCGCUGUACAGCAACUCCUACCUGAUCUUCUGGGCAGUGUUCAACCUGGUGACGUUUGUCGUCAUGGUGACGCUGUAUGCCCACAUCUUUGUGUAUGUGCGGCAGAGGACCAUGAGGAUGUCGCGGCACAGCUCCGGACCGCGGCGCAACCGCGACACCAUGAUGUCGCUGCUGAAAACCGUGGUGAUUGUGUUGGGUGCGUUCAUCGUCUGCUGGACGCCCGGCCUGGUCAUCCUCCUGCUCGACGUCUUCUGCGCCAACUGCAACGUGCUCACCUACGAGAAGUUCUUCCUGCUCCUCGCCGAGUUCAACUCGGCCAUGAACCCCAUCAUCUACUCGUACCGCGACAAGGAGAUGAGCGCCACCUUCCGGCAGAUCCUGUGCUGCCAGCGGCAGGAGAACGUCAACGGCACGGUGGCGGAGGGGUCCGACCGGUCGGCGUCGUCCGUCAACCACACGGUGCUCAGCGGCAGCGGCGUCCAGCACCACCAGCACCACCAGCACCACCAGCACCACCAGCACCACAACGAGCACUCGGUGGUAUAAGAGGAGGGCUGGAUGUGGUGGGGGAUUAAUCUGGUUGACAGGUUUGAUCUCUUGUGGAAAUAGUGACUGGUCAACGGAGGUGUGGGAAGGUUGGGGGGGGGGGGGGGUUGCAAACAUGAUAGGAAAGAAAGACAGUUACGUGAUGAAUGAAGAUGAAGGAGUGGAUUCGACGAUGAGCCGAGUGAAAAAACCCAAAUGAAGAAGAGAAUGGCAACUAUGAAAUGAAGAAAGAUGAAAAGACUUUGUCUCCGUGUGGAGGAAGAACACGGGAGUGCAGUCUGAUCUUCAAGGACUCUGAUAGGUUGUUAAGUAUUAUUGUUUAUUAGCUGUUUAUUAUUUCCCUGUCUGUGUUUAAAUGUCUCGUUACGGGGAAAUGCUGAUAUGAACUAUUUAAGAGUAAUCUGUGAAAUGAAGGUAAUGCCAGUAUAAUCCGUCCCCUUUUCUCCGGUCCUCUCUAACCCUGCGUCCCUCUUGGUCUUGGUCUUGGGUUUCAUCGUGGGUUCACAUCCUUUUCACAUUAGCUGCAUCAGAACCCAAAGUAAGAACUCUGAUCUGUUUGAAGAAAAAGACUUCACAAUCUGUGGAAAUUCAAACCAAGACAUACCGCUUUGUACUUGCGACAUGUUGAAUACACGCCGUCUCCAGCAGCGCUAAUUUUAGAAUGACCUUGCGGAGAAUUAAAGCCCCAGUGUGUAAUCUUUGUAAACCGCAACCGACUGAGCGCCCGACAGGGGACACUUGAUGGCGGCGCACCGCUGAUCCCAUUUCUGGGUCUCCGGCAGCGUCUGAAAAUUCAACGCGAACGCGACGUAAUACUGGAACCGUUUUGUGCAACAACAGCGUUCAACGCGACGUGGCAAAGAUGGCGUCUCACACGGACGUCGGGUCCACGUCAUGUAACUAUAUUUAACUCAUUCAAAGUUGCAGAAAAAAAACAUUGGUUCUUUGUUGCAGGUGAUUAUACGUAUAUGAACACAUAGUUAUGGACAAUAUAUUCAAUUUCUGUGAAUAAGUUCUUCUAAAUAUGACACACUGUAGCUUUAAGGUUGGUUUUUCUUGAACGUGUUUGGAAAUAUUUCCAGGGCUUAAAUAAAAAAAAGAGAAGAAACUGGAGACACCAAAGUGGCCAAUUUAUCAAGUAAUUGUCCUGCCAGUGAUUUCAACAAUAAAAGAUACUUUUGGCGACUGACCAAAAAUACUGCAGUGCUUGCUCUACACAUUAUGGAGCAUGGAAGUAACAAGAGCCGGACAUUCUGAUUUGGAAAUGGCCGUUUUGUCCAGGGAUCAAUAUUUCGUUCAGGGUUGGGGAUCGGGUUCCUCCGUAAUUCAAUCACAAACGUUAAUUGGCUGAUGGCGGUUUGUCGUCCCAGGGAGCUCCCAUAUACAUCGUUGUUCUCUGGACGACAGCCACGUGGCAAAAUCUGCACACGCAAGAACAAGAGCCACGAUCCGUCUUCUCCAUUACAGCCAUCACUCAUUUGCAAAUGACCAGUGACUCGACAAACUUCAACGCACUUCAACUUCCACUCAAAAAGCCCCCUUUUUGUGGAUCCCUCCCAUCGGUUCCUUCUUAAACAAACGUGGGGGUCCAGGAUCUGAGAGAAACCCUCCGAGUUGUUUGUUACAGACAAGCUGUUCCAGAAAGAGGAGGAGGAGGAUGUUUGGAUGCAGUUUGGAGCGCAGGGCUCUGUGCCACGGUGUUCUGUGGAGACGAGGUGAAGGUCAGAUCUGUUGAGCGCUAACAGACGUCAGGGUCUGACACCAAAUGUUGACUCGCGUGGUUUCAUCGAGUGUCCGCGAGGCCGACGGGGACAAAAUUAGAAAGGGGGGUUCAGGGUGAAACUCUGAAAAUAGAACCAUUUAAUCUCUUUGACGUUUUGAGAAGUGACAGGAUGGCCCAUUACAUCUUCUCGCCAUUCUUCUGAUCGCCAUCUUCGAUCGUCUACCAAUAUGCAGUUGGUUGCUUAGUUACAGGAAGUACUAUGAACUACAACAAUACCGCAGUGGUGAAAAGCAAGAGCAGGGAUUUCCUUCUUUUCUUCCCGGACACCGACGACGAGGUGCAGCCGCUACCGAGGCUGAAGUGUGAUGUUUCUGCCUCUCCAUACGACAGUGACGUUCUCGAACUAAGACGGGGCCAGAAGCGUUUCGGGCGCUUGACAGCUAAUCUAUAUCGGCAUAUGAAUUUAAACCCGGCAGGCAGAGCCAUAGGAGAAGACUAGAAUUGCUUCAAGAACUAAUUACACUAUUUAAUCGAUUGACCAAAUCCGUAUCUUUUGUGAUGAAUGCCCAGUUAACUGACCUUUUGAGGACUUGAGAACUACAGCACCACUGUCUUAUAGGAGUGUGUGGCUUCAACAAACACUUAUAUAUCAUGUUUUCUGUAUGUCACCGAAUCAGAUGGUCGGAGAUAUAUGAUGAUGCAGACGUUUACCUGAAUGUUUACCUAACAGCAACAUUGAGUAUUUCUGCUCGCCACUACAAUGAUGUAUCACAGUUUACCCUCGCGAUAAUACGUAAAUGGCCUUCGGGGUGUUUUCCCUGACGGACGAGAGGCGAGCCGGAGUUGAGCCCGACGCAGCGUUUGAGCGGCGCCACGUCAUUUCCACGGGGGCACUCCCUUGACUUUCCGCCGCCAAACAACUGGCGAUCCCGCGCCAGCCGAGAGUCGUAGAGCCGCGACUCCCAGUGACGUGCGUCCGUUGAAAGGCCGCCGGCGUCGAACUGUUUUGCCGUGACUUGAAUCAAAACACUUCUUGGCCAGAAUACACAAAGACAAAAGCUCGCAGCUCGCGGCAGCAGCUGACGAGCGACGGCGGGAAUCCCAGCCAAGAGUGGCGUCGGACACUUUUCCAGGAAGCGGGAUGUUUGUCAGGGAUCUAAACUCGCCGCGCUAACACAAAGUCAUCUGGCAUUGUCCGCUGUCAAAAAGUUGCGCAAACAGAUGUUCCGGGGCAACAAUCUUCAAUAAAGAUUCAUUUUACGUUUCAUCUGUGCAUUUCAUUUCUGUUACUUCUUUAGAAGCCUCGCAAGAGUCGUGGCAGCCACUCAUCCACGCCGACUCAACCCUCAGUAUUCGACAUCCACUCCCGCCGUUUUUUUUUUUUUCCUAACCAAGCAUCGAUUCAGGUUAUAUACAGCUAAACCAACUAAACUUGUUUCCGUCUUUGUGCGUGUCUUUGUUUACCAAGUGAGUGACUCCUUUGUAUGCCAUUGUAAGUAUACGUGUACAGUAUGUGUGUAUAUAUAAAAUAUAUUAUUCAAAGUUAAUCACCAAAGGGAAAAGUGUUUUCUGUGUCUGUACAUUUUUUAAAGGGUCAUACUCAUGUCCAAUUUGUACUGUAGGAUUUUUGUUCAUUGUUUUCUGUGUCGUGAGCUCUUUGUAUUACGGAUGGAUUUGUUGUCUUGUAUAGUUAUUAACUUGUUUUUUUUGUGACACCAGAGAACUAGGUAUCCAUGUGUGCAGUGCUUUUCCUCCAGAGUAACUCGACAGCAGGCUGAAAUUAAAGCGCAUGAUUUGCCGGAACGUUCCACCCUCUGACCACGCCCAGUGAUGACGUCACACGUGUACGUCACUGCAGCGAGGUGAGGCGGUUGAACCACUAGGGGGCGGCAAAGCCGAGAUGUUCAGCUGCUGUUUAAGCUACUCUUUAAUUUUUGUGUGACGCUAACACCGUUGUCUUACAUUUGCCUUAACAGUAGAACAAAAAAAAACAACAUUAAUCAGUCAGUGUUUUUUUUUUUUGGGGGGGGGGGGGGGUAUUUCACUUUUGUACAAGGUUUUCACCAGAGAGCAUGAUUUCUUUUAAAUGAUGAUGGUACACAACACAGCCUCAACCGUGUCAAACGCAUAAAAAAGUAAAUGUUAUGGGUCACAUAUGACAUAUUUCACAGCACUCACCAUUUCAUAUUUGAAACCGCACAAUCCACUGGCGGUGUGUUGACUCGUGCCAAUCCGUGAUGGUCUAAGCAAAAUGUUUUUUCACGUUAACUCCCAGAUUAGCAUUUUUUUGUCAUGUCGCACACGUCACGCUACGCCAAAAAAAAUUUGAUCCCAAAGAGUAUAUGAUAAUAUUUACAUUAGAAGGACCAACAAAUGGUUUUAAUAUAAAAUAUUUUUGUCUGGAGUGAAACGUUGCUUUAAAAUGUUGUUUAGAAAACACAAAUUUUAAAAAAACCUGAAUAUACCAUGUACCAUUUGUUUGUAGAAAGUAAUUGUGACACGUACUAUCUAUACUGUAGGGGCCAAUAUCAAUGAAUGUCCAGCCAGAGUCAUAAAGUUGAUAUUAUGGCAACAAUUAAAAAAAAAAAAAAAAACAUGAGAAAAGUCUGAAUCAUUGUGUUUUUGUUGUUGUUUUUUUCAGUGAAAUUUUGGCUUUGUUGUAAUUGAAACCGCUGAAAUUGUUUCAAAUAAAAAACUGCCACUUAAUGCCGUUCAGCCCGGCUA
Scophthalmus maximus (turbot) is the source of this 5978-nucleotide messenger RNA. RefSeq names its product lysophosphatidic acid receptor 1 (gene lpar1). The transcript has 3 exons. Gene Ontology annotation, biological process: neurogenesis; phospholipase C-activating G protein-coupled receptor signaling pathway. NCBI's taxonomy places the organism in Eukaryota, Metazoa, Chordata, Actinopteri, Pleuronectiformes, Scophthalmidae. Gene Ontology annotation, cellular component: membrane. Bases 443 to 1531 code for a protein of 362 amino acids. Gene Ontology annotation, molecular function: lysophosphatidic acid receptor activity. The record is from RefSeq and is a predicted model, not a curated record.